This is a messenger RNA of Rotaria sp. Silwood2, 447 nucleotides long. The record is from the annotation of a GenBank genome assembly. Lineage: Eukaryota; Metazoa; Rotifera; Eurotatoria; Philodinida; Philodinidae.
AUGGUCUUAUUUUUUCUUUCUGCAUAUCUCCAUAAGUGUAUCACUGAAUCAUUAGCAACAACUCAAGCUAAAGUACUACUAGAAGUACAAGGUGGUAAACAUGAACUACAUCAUGUUGAUCUACCAGCAGAAUCAUUAUCAACAACUCAAGCCAAAGUCUUACUUGAAGUACAAGGUGGAAAACAUGAAUUACAUCAUAUUGAUCCACCAGGAGAAUCAUUAGCAACAACUCAAGCUAAAGUACUACUAGAAGUACAAGGUGGUAAACAUGAACUACAUCAUGUUGAUCCACCAGCAGAAUCAUUAUCAACAACUCAAGCCAAAGUCUUACUUGAAGUACAAGGUGGUAAACAUGAAUUGUAUCAUGUUAAAAGUCCUCCAAAAGAUGGUUUAACUGAUGCUGAAAAACAAGCUUAUCUAGAAGAAAAGCAUCAAAAACAAGCUUAA